UUCGUGGGUUUCUGCCGGUAGAAACAGUCGUUGCACCGGUUCUUGGAAGUGGCCGGAAGUGCCUUCUUGUUGCCACGUCGGAAUAGUUGUUGAAGGUUUAUUCAUUCACAAGAUAAUAACAAGUGUUAUUGUUUGGUUUUGUGCUGUAGUCGCAAUUAUGGUUUCUGUCAUCAACACGGUGGACACCUCUCACGAGGAUAUGAUUCACGAUGCCCAGAUGGAUUACUACGGAACUCGACUCGCCACCUGCUCCUCCGAUCGCACCGUGAAGAUCUUCGACGUGAGGAACGGAGGUCAGAUCCUGGUGGCCGACCUCAGAGGCCACGAAGGCCCCGUGUGGCAGGUGGCGUGGGCUCACCCCAUGUACGGCAACGUUCUGGCCUCCUGCUCCUACGACCGCAAAGUGAUUGUGUGGAAGGAGGAGAACGGGUCCUGGGACAAGAUGUACGAGUACUGUGGCCACGAGUCAUCAGUGAACUCGGUCUGCUGGGGUCCCUACGACUUCGGCCUCCUGCUGGCCUGCGGCAGCUCGGACGGAGCUAUCUCCCUCCUCACUUUUACCGGAGAUCAGCAGUGGGACGUGAAGAAGAUCAGCAAUGCGCACACCAUUGGCUGCAACGCGGUGAGUUGGGCCCCCGCCGUGGUGCCCGGAAGCCUCAUCGACCAGCCGACGGGUCAGAAGCCAAACUGCGUGAAGCGCUUCGUGUCCGGAGGCUGCGACAACCUGGUGAAGCUCUGGAAAGAGGAGGACGGCCAAUGGAAGGAGGACCAGAAGCUGGAGGCUCACAGCGAUUGGGUGAGAGACGUCGGCUGGGCUCCUUCCAUCGGUCUGCCCACCAGCACCAUCGCCAGCUGCUCUCAGGACGGCCGUGUCUUCAUCUGGACGUGUGACGACCCGGCGGGGAACACGUGGACGGCCAAGCUGCUGCACAAGUUCAACGACGUGGUGUGGCACGUCAGCUGGUCCAUCACGGGGAACAUCCUGGCUGUGUCCGGGGGGGACAACAAGGUGACGCUGUGGAAGGAGUCGAUGGAUGGCCAGUGGGCGUGUAUCAGUGACGUCAGCAAGGGGCAGGGCGCCGUGUCGGCCAUCACGGACACACAGCAGAACGAGCAGUGACCCUCGGGGGAUGAGGUCAUCGCGCAGUGACUCUCGGGGAUGAGGUCAUCGCGCAGUGACCCUCGGGAUCCUCGUUGGUGUGACGAUGACAUCACGAGCUCUGUUCAGAUCAUCGUUUUGUGGAGGAAAGAAACCGUCAGACGUGACAACGUUAAUCAACACAAACUUUGUUCCAGUCGGACGAGUCUCCCUGUGUGCGUCAUCUCCCAUGAUGCAUUGCUCCUGACACAUUCCGAAGCCAUUCAGGGUCAAGUCCUCAACUCCAGAAAGUACAUUGAAUAAGUCAUUAAUGAUUGAUUGAGUAAACUAUUGACUCCCACUAUUCUCACCACAGAACCUGCUUUCAUAAUAGUAAUUCUUAUUUGAUUUGUAAUUAAAUACAUGUUUAAACUAAA
This is a messenger RNA of Gasterosteus aculeatus aculeatus (three-spined stickleback), 1515 nucleotides long. RefSeq names its product SEC13 homolog, nuclear pore and COPII coat complex component (gene sec13). Gene Ontology annotation, biological process: positive regulation of TOR signaling; COPII-coated vesicle budding; protein import into nucleus. NCBI's taxonomy places the organism in Eukaryota, Metazoa, Chordata, Actinopteri, Perciformes, Gasterosteidae. Gene Ontology annotation, cellular component: COPII vesicle coat; nuclear pore outer ring. The record is from RefSeq and is a predicted model, not a curated record. Gene Ontology annotation, molecular function: structural molecule activity; protein binding.